This is a messenger RNA of Serpula lacrymans var. lacrymans S7.9, 1727 nucleotides long. RefSeq lists its product as uncharacterized. Bases 21 to 1595 code for a protein of 524 amino acids. Gene Ontology annotation, molecular function: NAD+ poly-ADP-ribosyltransferase activity. The transcript is spliced from 11 exons. NCBI's taxonomy places the organism in Eukaryota, Fungi, Basidiomycota, Agaricomycetes, Boletales, Serpulaceae. The record is from RefSeq and is a predicted model, not a curated record.
AGGCACCCAAAUUCUCUAUCAUGGUUGACCAUGAAUCGGACUACGAUGUCGACGCGGCGAUCGACGUGCAAAAUGACAGUGAUAACGACAGCGUCUUCAGCGACGACAUCGAGGACUAUCCAGACGAGGACGAAUUGAAUGACGAUGCGGACAACUUCCUUGAUCAGAACGUAAUUGACGAUGUUACUGACAAGGACGUCGAUGAUGCAUCUUACGGCGACUUUCAAGAUGACUAUGACGAGUCGGAUGACUACGAUGGUGGAUAUAAUAGCGACAGUGACGCUGAAGCCGUUUUCCCAGAUGACGAUGUCGAUUCAGACGGCGGUGGCGAUGUGCAGCCCCAACUCAUGAACUUUGCUGCUCAACCACCUGCGGCGGCCCCGAUGGCUUUCCGCGCAGCAGCAGCAGCUCCAGCUCGUGCUAGAGCACCUGCUCCGACCCAAGGCAAAAAGAUGUGCCCCAUUUGCCGCAAGAAGCCUUGUUACUCUGAUGGAAAGACGACAUUUCCAUAUUGUGGCAAAACUUGUGCCGCCAAAGCAAAGGCCACCCUCUGUGUUGUUUGUCAUGCAAAACCCAGAUACCGCAGUGGAAAAACGACCUAUCCUUAUUGCGGUAAAACAUGUGCUGCAAAAGCGAAGGGUGGUGCUGGGCAACGUGGACUUUGCGAUUAUUGCCACAAGAGACCCAAGUACCAUGAUGGAAAGAAGACAUACCCCUUCUGCGGCAAGAGUUGUGCUGCCAAAGCUAAACCAACUCGUCCUAAACCUGUUGGACCGACGUGUGCCAUACCAGGGUGUAACAAGCCUGUCUAUAAACCAAAAAAUGGGAAAGCAGGCAAAUAUUGCUCUCGAAGCCACGUCGAGCUUGCUAAGGUUGCAUGCUUGGUGUGUCACAAGCGGAAAAGGUAUGGUAAAUACCCUUUCUGCGGGAAGGCUUGUGCUAGGCAAGUCGAAAGGAGAGCUCCUACACUCCUGGAGGUUCCAGCGGGCCACGUUAUGUUCCGUGAUGUCGAAAAUCAGUUCAAGAAAUCCUGGAGGAGCGGGAAUCCUCCUCCAAUCAAGAAAUUAUACAAACUGAUCGAGCGUAAUUCCUCGGUUGUCAAAUACACUAGGUAUCGCGCAAGCGUUGAAGCCCGUGGACAUUUCAGACGUAGGAAGUUAGCUGCAGGAAAUGAACGUAGGCGUUGGCACGGAACUAGGAGGGAAUGUAAAGUUGGCGAUCCUGGAAAUAGGCACUUCUGUGGGUCAGCGACCUGCAGCCUCUGUAUAAUUAUGAGGACUUCUUUCGACUUGUCAAAGGCUGGCAAGAAUUACACCAGUUUAAGAUUUGGCCCCGGCAUUUACACCUCGUCUACAUCUGCGACUGCUGGUGGAUACUGCCGCAACGUCCAAGCAUCACCUUACAAGGCUCUUCUGCUAGCAAAGGUCGUCGUGGGUAGAACGAUCAAACCUGACCAGGACCACAACGACUGGAAAGCCCCACCCAAGGGAUAUGAUUCAGUUGUAGCUAAAGGAACUGCUGCAGGAGGCGACGAGCUGAUCGUAUAUACCAACGAUGCUGCCAGACCUUCUUACCUUAUUGUGUUCCAGGGAUAGUAUUACCGAGCACUAUUAGGCUGCAAAUGAACUCUCGUUUCUUGUCACGGUGUUGUGUUUAUGUACUCUUAUCAAGAUAACACGUAACAAGAAAAUGAUUUUGACACAUGUAGGUUUUGCAACCUCGCAAUA